Molecule: messenger RNA, 3867 nt
Organism: Caenorhabditis remanei
Lineage: Eukaryota; Metazoa; Nematoda; Chromadorea; Rhabditida; Rhabditidae
Exons: 10
Coding region: 1-3867 (1288 amino acids)
Biological process (GO): endoplasmic reticulum to Golgi vesicle-mediated transport; protein localization to phagophore assembly site
Cellular component (GO): TRAPPIII protein complex; phagophore assembly site; cytoplasmic vesicle
Source: RefSeq, a predicted model, not a curated record
AUGUCAUCAGUGACGCCGAGUCCACUGAUCGCUCUAAUAUCAUCUCCAUGUAGUCAGAAACAUGCAAUAAAUCGUGGCUUCAAAUCACUUUCUCACUUUGUUUUUCCUUUCACCACUCACGAAUGUCAGCUUCGAGAGCCUAUAGAGAAUUCAAGAAUCUCCAAUCGACUUCGAUUAGAUAUUCGUGAUAUUUCUAGUGAUGGACACUUACUGACACUUUCUGUUCUGCCACAUGUACUUAUUCAGGCUCUUAAAAACUCCACAGACGUCUCGCAGUCUAUAAAACUGUUCCGUGAAGCGCUCGCAAGAUGUUCAGAACCAUCGGAACACGAGUCUUUCGGUCGUUACCUCGCUUGUAUCUUCGUUGUUUCAACCCAAGACGAAAAUCCAAUGGGAGAGCUCAGUAAAAUGAUUCAGACACAGCAGACUCUAUAUAAUACCACCUCAACACUGAUGAUUCCCGGUCAUUGCUCACCGAAAUGGGCUAGCUCUCAUGCAAAAACACCUCGCCAUUAUAUUCUUCUUCAUGAUUCAAGAUGUCCCAGAAGUAGUACAGAUAGGAGAGAUGAAGUACUUGCUCAAAUGUGUGCGACGUAUGGAAAUGAUAACUGUCAAGUAUUACAGUUAGAUUCAGAUAGUGAAUCACCUGAAAUGAAAGGAGUAUGGCAAGAAAUCGACGAAUUCAAUGAUGUGUUAGAGAAAGGAUUAGAAGAAGCACACAAACAUUCGACUGAUUCAAUUCCGAGUACACCUGGAACUAAUGGAGGAGCAACUUCUUUACAGUCUCCCUCUUCUCCCACAUUCGUAUCCACUAUUUCAUCAACUAUGUCAGCAGUUGGAAGUGUUUCCCCAAAUAGUCAGCAGAGCUCAAAUAACCCAGCAGUGUGGAAAACAAGUUCGAAAAUCGCAUCAUUGCAAGAUGCAAAGAAUGUUCAAGCAGCUCUUUCGAAGUUUCUAACUGCUUGUUUGGGUCCAUACGUCGAAAAAGAAAUGCGAAUGUUGUAUGAAACUGCUGGACAGAAGAAAUCGUUCACCAAAUCUAUAACCUCCGUAUCAUCAGGAAUGCGAAAAUGGUUCGGUACUGGAAGUUCUUCUAAUAACUUAGCAACACCUAUCACCUAUGCUUGGGAUAGUAUUGAAAUGCAAACACGACGACUUGCCGAUCUUCUUCUGAUGUUCGGAUUUCCGGGAGCUGCGUAUGAUCAGUACCAUUCAUUGAAAAAAGACUUAGAAGUUGACAAAGCAAUGGCAGCACAUGCAGUUGCAUUAGAAAUGUGUGCAGUAGCACUUCAUAUAUCACAACCUAAUCUCAAUUCAAAGCAAUACCCAAUUAGAUACCUUGACCCACCAGUCAAACUUCUAAUCGAACAUGCAAAAAGAUAUCCAGCUGUCCUCCGAUGCGCUUUCAACAUGGCUGAAAUCUAUUCUAAUCUUGGUUUGCAUAAGGAAGCAGCUGCAACUCUUGCUCAAGUCAGUGCAAUGGAUGGAGAUCAUCUUGUCGCAGUGGCUCAGACAAUGGCUGCUGAACAGUUUGAAAAGGCUGGGAUGCUCCGGAAAGCAUCAUUCCAUCGAGUUCUCGCAGCUAACCGGUUUUCGAAUGCUUCUAUUCCAGCAUUGUCUUUUGAUUGCUACCGCUUGGCUCUUCCCACUUUCGAUCAGAAACACUGGGGUGUUCUAGAUGAACAUCUAGCAGUUCGUUUACUAACAGAAGGCGAGAAAGCUGGUGUCAUGACUCCAGCCAUCGCAACGGAAUGUAUUCGUCGUCUAGUGGCAGUUUGUCCAAAACUACCCUCGUCUCAACAAUCUGAACGUCUUCGAACUAUUGUUGAUGCUCUUGACACUUACUUUUCCCAUCGAACAGAUCCAAUUAAUAUGCUUACUGAUAUACCAAAAAUCGAAAUGGAUACGGUCAAAGUGAUAUACGGAGAACGUCCAUUAUGGAAUGAGAUUGAUGAAAAUGAGCAUCAAAGUGUGUCUGCGGAUGGAUGGAUAGUUGUUGAACGAGCUGCACAUCACGCACUUUUUGGUGCUAGUGCUCCAUUCCGAGGAAUGCAAAUGGUCAGUGAUGAGCACUCAGAUAAUCAAAAAGUUCGAGAGACGCCAGCUGGAGAAAGAUUUCGAGUGAUGGUCGAUCUCACGAAUCCUUUGAAAAUUCCAAUCGACCUGAUGAAUGUACGACUCUCGGUGACUGAUGUACAUUUUCAAAGUGGCACAGAGUCUCCAGUACCUCCAGAUUUAGGAAAACUUGAACAUUUACAUUUGGAACCAGAGGAAACUAAAACUGUUGAAGUAUACGUGUUUCCCACAAUUGGGUGCUUAAAAUUCCGAGUUGACGGGUUAUUAUUCCAAUUAGCAAUUGGUGAAAAACGAAUAGAAACAAGAAUUCCAUUGGAAUGUCGAGGAAAACGAUUGAACAAAACUGCGAAGCAGCAAAAAUCGAAAGUCUACACAAAUGACGAACGCCUCACCGCUUCAGUCGCCCAGAAACCAUGGCCACUUAUCGAGUUUCAUGUGUUAAAACAUCCUCAUAAAUGGUUAUAUUGUGAUCAAGCGCAACGAUAUCAAGUAGAAAUUGAAAAUAUUGGACAAGAAGACGUUUUUUCGAUGUGUCUGGCUACAAAUGCAUUCGAUCGAGUAUCUGCCGGAAUAGUAGGCGGCUUUGAGGAUGAAGAAAAGCAAGAUGAAUUGAAGCUAGAGUUGGCUGCUAACAACACAAAAGUAGCCACGUUCCAAUUCAAACACGCUACUUCUGAUCAACCAUUUUUGAGAAUUGGAGAGAAGAAACGAAUCUUUUUUGAUAUUCGAAGUGCCGAUGAACCGAAUAGUUCAGUUGUGACGUCGAAAUCUAUAAGUACUGUAAUUCUGAUUGCAUAUAGAAGUGCAGGAGGAACAAUGCGACAAUGGAGAAGAGUUAUUGACGAAGAAAGGCGACAUUUAAUUUUGAUGAACUCUGAGAUUCUAGAUUCUGAUUCUCGAACUUUUUCCAUUCAUCUUAAAAAUUGCUUGGCAAUCAGUCAGGCAGCACUGUCACGUGUCGAGAUUCUUCGUAUUCGAACUACUCAGAAUGAAGCUUCAACGGGAGCCAGAAACGAUGUUCCGAUGAAUAUUCAACUGGCAUCUGCUGUACGAAAAAUAGAAAUAGAAUCUGAACAAUCAGACACUCUUGUUGUUCGUCUUGUGGCCAAUCCUAUACCAAAUCAAGCAGUUUGGCUAACCACUAAUGCAACGAUUUCCUCCCCAAAUUGGCCAUGUCCUGCCGAAAUCACCUCUGCAAUGGAUGAUGACUCUAUUAUUCGAGUGGCAGAGAAAAUAGGUGUUCUUUGGAAAGCGAAUAUUGUCAACAACGAGGGAUUGGUGACAUCUUUCAUUGGUGAAUCUUUCAUCGAUGACCCAUUUGCCAGGAAAAAUGCCGAGACAAUGGCAGCAGUAAAUGGCGGAGUAUCAUCAUCACUCCAAAUUUCAUGUGAAACGAGUGCAAAAGACAUCAUUCACAACUUCUCAACGUCUCGUAUUUGUGAACUUCCAAUCACUCUUCGUAUCCAAAAUAAAGAUUCUCUUCGUCGACUCGCAGCUGUAUCUAUCAAAUUCUCUCCAAAAGUUCGUGAAGCUGUAGAUGGAGUUCAUUUAGUUGCUCCAGAGAACCGCCAACAGAUGUGGAUUGACCGACCAGUUCGCAAGUGUCUCAUUUCUCCAGAUGACGUAGCAGUGAUCGAAUUUAAUUGGAAAAUAUCUCAUGCUGCUGUUUAUGAUGUGGGCGGACCAAAUUUGAGUGUAGAAGCCUUGUUCGAAGGUGGUAAUGAAGCUGUUGUUUUUAAGGUUCCGAGUGUGCUGUCGGUCGUCAAAUCGUCACCAUACACAGUUGUCUGA